Molecule: messenger RNA, 255 nt
Organism: Metarhizium acridum CQMa 102
Lineage: Eukaryota; Fungi; Ascomycota; Sordariomycetes; Hypocreales; Clavicipitaceae
Source: RefSeq, a predicted model, not a curated record
AUGGUCCAGACGUGUUACGAAUCAGUCACGUCCUCUGCCCCAAUCACCUUUAUAGUCGGAUCCGAUGAACGCCGCUUCACGCACCACAGCGGCGCAAUCCGCCAGUGGUUUCCGAAUCUGGUUGUCUGGCCGGACCCGGAAACCUCCUUCGAGCGAUGUGGCGAGACCCUGCUUGGAUACCGCCCCGAAGAAGAAGUGUAUGCGUGGCAGUACAUCGACGCAGCCACCUUUAGCCGCUUCGCCGAGUUCCUCUAG